Molecule: messenger RNA, 1794 nt
Organism: Poeciliopsis prolifica (blackstripe livebearer)
Lineage: Eukaryota; Metazoa; Chordata; Actinopteri; Cyprinodontiformes; Poeciliidae
Product: syntaxin-11-like
Exons: 2
Coding region: 286-1182 (298 amino acids)
Biological process (GO): synaptic vesicle fusion to presynaptic active zone membrane; intracellular protein transport; exocytosis
Cellular component (GO): presynaptic active zone membrane; synaptic vesicle; plasma membrane
Molecular function (GO): SNARE binding; SNAP receptor activity
Source: RefSeq, a predicted model, not a curated record
CCAUCGCCCCAACGAAAGCACGGAACAAUUGCAGCUUUUGGGCUCCAAAGAUCGCUCCAUUACGCAUGUGGAACGCUUUGUUUUUCACGCUCACUCUGAGCGCUCGGCUCCAGACCUGGAGAUGCUGCUGAGGCUCUCCACUCAGCCGUAGGACAAGCUUUGAUUUCUGCGCACAACAGUUAAGGCAACAGAUGAGUCAUCUCUAUUAAUGUGCAUCGGAGAGACAAUCAGAGAAGGACAAUCUUCCUGAAAUAUCAAGGCUAACCCCGGAAAUACAGCGCAAACAUGAGGGACAGACUAAACCAAUUGCAGGAAAUGCCCACCGGCAGCGAUGAGUUGGUGGACUAUGAAGAAUCCACCUUUUCUGACUCCUUUAGUAAUGUUGACCUGGAAGACGAGCUCCCUCAUCAGGCGAUCGUGUUUGACAACAGCCCUGCUCUCAAUGAUGUCUUUUCUCAAUCCCAGGAUAUACAUAGAGAGAUACAGCUUAUCCGACUUGAGGUUAAAAAACUCCGUGAGCAGAACUCUCGCAUGCUCCAGGGCAACACUACCAUGAGCACAAUUAAGAAAGACUCCAAUGCUAUAGGAGCAGACAUAAAGAAGAGGGCUGAGGGUAUUCUAAAUUGCCUGCACAAAAUGGAUGGAACAGCUCACAAGUUAGAGGAAGAGCAUGGUGAAAAUGCUGCAAUCACACGGAUUGCCAGAACCCAGUAUGCUUGCCUCAGCAAUGGCUUUCGAGACGCAAUGUUUGACUAUAACGAGGCCGAGAUGACCCAUCGAGAGAACUGCAAAGCCCAGAUCAUGAGGCAGAUGGAGAUAGUGGGGCGCGAUGUAUCAGGCGAAGAUGUGGAGGAGAUGAUUGAGAAGGGCCAGUGGAACAUCUUUACUGACAAUGUCGUGAGCGAAGGCAAAACAGCCCGAUCGGCUCUGUUCCAGAUUGAGAAGCGCCAUCAAGAGCUCGUAGAUCUGGAGAACCGAAUCAAGGGAAUCCAUGAGAUCUUCCUGGACAUUGCCCUGCUGGUGGAGGAGCAGGGCCCAAUGGUGGACUAUGUCCUAACAAAUGUUCAAAAAACCGAUGCAGGCAUACAAGAAGGCAUUGUCAAGCUUAAAUUAGCCAAAAAGCACGACAACAAUAAUCCGUUUAAGAAAAUGUUUUGCAGUUGCUUCCCAUGCUGCAAGUAAGGAUCAGAAUCAAAUACAAUGCAAUAUUUUUGUUCAAUACAUUCCAAUUAUUAUUGCAAAGCAAUACAUAUCACUGUUGUUGAAGGACAACAACUUUAAGGAGUUAAAUGAAGGUCUGAAGGUAGAGCAAUUACCACAGUCCUUUAGACUGAUAUAUAAUAUAAAUACUCAUGUUAAACUUGUUUCGAAAUCAAAUUAACAAGUAUCUCAAUUCCUGAAAUGAACUUAUGAAUUAAGUGCCUGCAUGGUUCUCAGUUUAUUAUUUUAUGAAUGGGGUGUGAUGAAAAUUGUUUUAAAUUAUUGUUGAUACAGUUAUUGCCAUUGAGACUUUACUGGUCCCAAACUUUACUGGGAAAACUGAGGUAGAAUGAAGUGCCUUUGUAAACCUACUUGUUUACAAGCAAAAUAUGUUUAAAAGAUGUUGACAGAAGUGUAAACAAGACUGCCUCUAAAGUUUGUGCAAUUCAGCUGUCCUUGAUUCAUUUGAGAUGUUUAUUGCAUUGUUAAUUUUAAGCAGUUAAUCAUUGUAAACAACAAGCAACUUUCAAUGUGUAAUUGGUCAGAUUUGACAUUUUCUGGCUGCAACACAAAAUAAAUGUUUAUGUGCAAUCA